AUGGGUCAUUUUUUGUUCAACUUCAUCUUUCUAUUGUCAUUAUGGUUUUCUCCAUUAGCACAUUCUAGAAACACACCACACAAUGCCAAAACAACACUACUCGAUGUUGUUUCUUCCAUUCAAAAAACAUAUCAAGUUCUUAACUUUAACCCAAACCUUAAACAACAACAAAAGGGUUCUUCUUUUUCUUCUUCUUCGUCAUCUUUUUCUAUGCAACUUCAUUCACGAGCUUCCAUUCAUAAUAAACCUUCACAUGCUGACUAUAAAUCUCUAACCUUAUCCAGACUCGCCCGCGACUCAGCCCGAGUCAACUCCAUACUAACUCAGCUAGAUCCAAAUUUCAACCCAGAGAAGCUUUCCGGACCCAUUAUCUCCGGAACGAGUCAAGGAAGCGGUGAGUAUUUCUCAAGAAUCGGAAUCGGUGAGCCACCGAGUCAAGCUUACGUGGUACUCGACACCGGCAGUGACAUUAGCUGGGUCCAAUGCGCACCCUGCGCCGACUGCUACCGGCAAGCCGAUCCUAUUUUCGAGCCGGCUUCAUCGGCUUCUUACACGCCGAUCAAUUGUCAAGCCAAUCAGUGCCAAUGGCUUGACCAAUCUCAGUGUCACAACGGUAACUGCCUAUAUGAAGUUUCCUACGGCGACGGCUCAUACACCGUAGGUGACUUCGUUACAGAGACGGUUACAAUCGGCGCUACUUCCGUUCGCAAUAUUGCCAUCGGCUGCGGUCAUAACAACGAAGGCUUAUUCGUUGGUGCAGCUGGUUUACUAGGCUUAGGUGGUGGCCCACUUUCUUUUCCGGCACAGCUCAAUUCGACGUCGUUUUCAUACUGUCUCGUGGAUCGUGACUCCGACUUGGUCUCAACCCUAGAGUUUGAUUCUCCGUUUUCGCGUGACGCCGUCACCGCACCGUUUAAGCGUAAUCCUGAGUUAAACACUUUCUACUUUGUGGGACUCGUCGGAAUAAGCGUCGGCGGGGAGUUACUUCCGAUUCCGGAGGCAAGUUUCGCGGUGGAUCCUACGGAGAGUGGAGGUGUCAUAGUGGACUCCGGCACGGCGGUAACACGGUUGCAGAGCGACGUGUAUAAGAUUGUACGCGACGCGUUUGUGAGGGGGACGAGAGACUUACCGGCGGCGAAGGACAUGUCGUUGUUUGAUACUUGCUAUGAUUUGUCGUUGAGGUCAAGCGUGGAGGUUCCGACGGUGGCGUUUCAUUUUGGGAAAGGGAAGGUGCUGGUGUUACCGGCGAAGAAUUACCUGGUACCGGUUGAUUCGGUGGGGACGUUUUGUUUUGCGUUUGCUCCAACGACGUCGUCUUUGUCGAUAAUUGGGAAUAUUCAGCAGCAAGGGACACGUGUGAGUUUUGACUUGGUCAACUCGGUAAUUGGAUUUUCACCCAACAGUUGUUAA
Messenger RNA from Lathyrus sativus (Indian pea), 1410 nucleotides. NCBI's taxonomy places the organism in Eukaryota, Viridiplantae, Streptophyta, Magnoliopsida, Fabales, Fabaceae. The record is from the annotation of a GenBank genome assembly.